Molecule: messenger RNA, 993 nt
Organism: Caenorhabditis elegans
Lineage: Eukaryota; Metazoa; Nematoda; Chromadorea; Rhabditida; Rhabditidae
Gene: srh-246
Product: Serpentine Receptor, class H
Exons: 3
Coding region: 1-993 (330 amino acids)
Source: RefSeq, marked reviewed
AUGGAGAACUGCUCCUGGGACACCAGCUAUCUUGCAAGCUCAGAUUUUCUGAUGCUCUUUUCGCAUGUUGUUACGUUCUGUGAGGUGCCAAUUUCCAUGUACGGGGCCUACUGCAUUCUUUUCAAAACGCCUAGGAAAAUGCGAGCAGUCAAGUGGCUCAUUUUUAAUUUGCACUUUUGGUCGACACUUUCUGAUUUGACUAUUUGCUUUUUUGGAGUGCCAUCAUUUGUUUUGCCGAGCUUCGCAGGAUUCGGAUUUGGAGCAAUUGAUAAUGCUCCGCUGAUGACCUACCUCGGGUUCACUUUUUUCGCUCUUCAAGCGACUUCCAUCAUGGCAGUAUACGAAAAUCGAUACUUCAUAUUAUUUCUUAAAACAUCUCAAUGGUCUCGGGUCCGAAAACCACUUUGGUUCACAAUAUGCUUAUUUGUUCCCACGUUCCUGAUGAUCCCUUUUAUAUUCCUGCCGGAGCAAGAAGCCGCUAGAGCUCUAGUUUUUGAAAGGCUUCCAUGCCUCAGAUAUAUCAAUACUUAUGACAGAGAAAUGUUUGUAUUUGCGAUUGAUCCAAUUAUCCCAGCGGUGUGCACUACUGUGGUGGUAACCGUCAUGAUUACGCCAACAGUCACAUUUUUCGUUCUGACGCUGAAAAAUCUGUUCAAGGAGAACAAGGUUUUCAAUAUAUCUCGGAAAACAUUUGAGACCCAGCAGACUUUCUUCAAGGCGAUAACGAUUCAGUUCAUGUUCUUCUUGUUACUGGUGAUCAUUCCCAUUAUAGUGAUUUUGAUCAUCGAUUUCACAGCUUAUCACAACCAAUUGCUCAAUAAUAUCAUACUUUUUCCAUUCUAUCUCUCAGGAGUUUGGUCCACACUUAUCAUGCUCAUUGUGCAUUCGCCUUAUCGAAAGUUCACUCGAAAUCUGCUUUGCUGUUCAAAAAAGCAACGAAAACAACUGGGAUGUCCGAGAACUGUCACGUCAAUUCCGAAACUAAGAUUUUGA